UACAGAGAUACGCCACGGAAAAUGUCUUUGCAGGCAGAAUUUGAAAAGUAUGCCGAGGACGUGAAGAAAGUGAAGUCCAGACCCACUGAUCAGGAACUGCUGGAUAUGUAUGGACUUUAUAAGCAAGUCAUCGUCGGGGACAUUAACAUCGACAAGCCAGGAAUGAUGGACGUGAAGGGAAAAGCGAAGUGGGAGGCAUGGGAUUCCAGAAAAGGCAUGUCAAAAGAUGAUGCCAUGACCGCCUACAUCGCUCUGGCCAAGGAGACCAUAGAGAAAUACGGAAUGUGAUGAUAACGAGUAGAUUUGCUUAGUAGUUGAAACUUCUUUCAGCAUAAAACUGUCACGCAGUUGAGCUCUUUCUAAGUCCAUACAGUUGUAGAUGAUGAAGUUUUAACAUUUUCCCUACUUUAAUGUUUUCUCUAAUUUGAGUAAUAAUGUUCUUUGAUUUUUUUUAUACA
Messenger RNA from Chanos chanos (milkfish), 458 nucleotides. It is a transcript of the gene acbd7, whose product is annotated as acyl-CoA binding domain containing 7. The transcript is spliced from 4 exons. Gene Ontology annotation, molecular function: fatty-acyl-CoA binding. Bases 22 to 288 code for a protein of 88 amino acids. The record is from RefSeq and is a predicted model, not a curated record. Lineage: Eukaryota; Metazoa; Chordata; Actinopteri; Gonorynchiformes; Chanidae. Gene Ontology annotation, biological process: fatty acid metabolic process.